UGGACUUAUUUAAAAUUCUGAUACAGUAGUGGCCUAACUCUAAUGUAGCUUGUGGAUUUAUAUAUAUCUGUUUUAUAUAUUUUGUUAAGUUAUUUUAAUUUUUCUUCUUCGGAAUAAAUUUCUUUCUUUCUUUUGUAGUUACAUACUUUUUGUGUGUUGUUUAUUGUAUACGUACUUAUCUCUGUUUCUUGUGCAUAUAUAUAUAUAUAUAUUAUUUUUCUGAUGCGAUGGAUAUCUUGAUAUGUGAUUGAAAGCAGGCAACAAUAUCGGAUGUCAUUUAUCGAUGAUCACAUGGUGGUCACAAGUAGUCAUCAGCAACACUCACCUCAUCCUGUGCAAGCAAUAAGAAGAGAAAACCGCCCCAGCUUGUAUCAUCAUCAGCAUCAUCAUCAUCGUCGUGACAUUGAAACCAGAGGAAGAGGUGGUCGUCCUUCUCUGGCUCCGGUCUAUACCAUGAAUUCGAGUAACAGCCUCAUACCCAUUCAUCAAUUAGCGCCACACCAGAGACACCUUUUCGGAGAUUAUCUACCAGAAGAUGAUGUGCUCGUGCUGGAUGAUUCUUCAGAUUACUCCCUUUAUAGUGGAAGCGGGCCUCACAUUCCGGCAACCCCCAAUUCAGAUAAUUUCCCUGAUAAUAUGUCUUACGAGGACGCACUAGAGUUUCAGGAACGAAUGGGCCGGGUUAGCACUGGGUUGUCAGAGAAAACCAUAGUAAAUCAGCUUAACACGAGAACCCAUGUUUCAUCUGCGAAUCAAGACGAAGAACUUGAAAUUUGUGUCAUAUGCCAAGCGGAGUAUGAAAAGAAUGAGACAAUUGGAAGACUUAGAUGCGGACAUGAAUAUCAUGCAGACUGCAUAAAGUCGUGGCUCCUUGAAAAAAAUGUUUGCCCUAUCUGCAAAGCUACACCUUUUUGAUCAUAUAUGUAGAGCUAGAAAGCCACUUUUAGAGAGGCCAAGGAUGAUGUAUAGACUCUGUUUAUUUCAUUUGUUUCUUUUAUGUCUAUUGUGGACAAUGUAUC
Cornus florida is the source of this 1019-nucleotide messenger RNA. RefSeq names its product probable E3 ubiquitin-protein ligase ZFP1. Gene Ontology annotation, molecular function: ubiquitin protein ligase activity. The record is from RefSeq and is a predicted model, not a curated record. The transcript has 4 exons. Gene Ontology annotation, cellular component: nucleus. The coding region runs from base 271 to 915 and encodes 214 amino acids. NCBI's taxonomy places the organism in Eukaryota, Viridiplantae, Streptophyta, Magnoliopsida, Cornales, Cornaceae.